Molecule: messenger RNA, 954 nt
Organism: Acanthosepion pharaonis
Lineage: Eukaryota; Metazoa; Mollusca; Cephalopoda; Sepiida; Sepiidae
Source: the annotation of a GenBank genome assembly
AUGCGAUAUCCACCCACGUUAAUUUAUUUUUUUAAUUUCGUGUGUAAACUGAGUGAAAGAAAACACUCCUUCCAGCGAACACUUCUGAGGCAAUCAUCAAAACCAUCGUUUACGAAACACCUUCAUUCUUUUCCCCAUUUCUACUUUGAUCUUUUUUUCCAUUUCUUCUUUUUCUCAAUUUUUCCAAUUUCUCUAUUAUUGCGAUUUUUUUCUCGUAUUGUUUUGUCUUUUCUUCUCCUAUUUUUCUUCUCCUAUUUUUCUUCUCCUAUUUUUCUUCUCCUAUUUUUCUUCUCCUAUUUUUCUUCUCUUAUUUUUCAUAUUUUUCUUUUCUUUUUUUUCUCACAAUUUUUCUUUUCUUCUCACAAUUGUUCUUUUCUCUAUUUUCUCCUUUUCACUUUUUUCUCCUUUUCUCUUUUUUCUCACAUUUGUUCUUUUCUUUUUUUCUCCUUUUCUUUUUUCUCAUAUUUUUCUUUUCUCUUUUUUCUCCUUUUCUCUUUUUUCUCCUUUUCUUUUUUUUCUCCUUUUCUUUUUUUUCUCCUUUUCUUUUUUUCCUCCUUUUCUUUUUUCUCCUUUUUUCUUUUUCUCCUUUUCUUUUUUCCUUUUUUUUUUUUUCUUUUUUUUUUUUUUUCUUUUUUUUUUUUCCUUUUUUUGAACUCCUUUUUUUCUUUUUUUUUUUUUUCCUUUUCUUUUUUUCCUUUUUUUUUUCCUUUUCUUUUUCUCCUUUUCUUUUUUCCCUUUUCUUUUUUUCCUUUUUCUUUUUCUCCUUUUCUUUUUCUUUUUUUUUUUUUCUCCUUUUCUUUUUUUUCCUCCUUUUUUUUUUUCUCCUUUUCUUUUUCUCCUUUUCUUUUUUUUUUUUUUUCCUUUUCUUUUUUUUUUUUUCUUUUUUUUUUUUCUCCUUUUCUUUUUUUCCUUUUUUUUUUCUUUUUUUUUUUUUCUCCUUUUUCUUUUUUCUAA